AUGCUCCAAAACCGGCUGUUUUUUCGUCAUAUUGUCGCAAAUUUUGCUUCUUCGUCGGCAGCAGCAGAAUACAGAGAAUCUGAUGAAUCUUCGAAAACUGCCAUCACCGCUGUGAAUGCACUCACAAAUGCUCGAUCUAUUGUUCAAGUAUCACCGAAAGAAAGUGUUGGAAAGCGAUUCAGGUAUUUAUUUUUCAAUACAUUAAAAAAAAAGUUAUUCAGGCGAGAAUUCAAUCUUCCUCAAAAAGCAAUUGAUGGACUUCGCAAUACUGUGGUGACUUGCGAAAGACCCGCAAAGCAAUUACAAAAUGAGGCUGAUCAACUAACAAGUAAAUUAGAACAACGUCGGUUCCCAGAAUCUCCUGAAAAGCUGAAAAAAGUGAGAGACGAAGUGAAAAGAAAGUUAAAAUCUGGAAAACGUGGUGAAAUUUCGGAUUUCGACAAGGAAGCAUUUGGAGGAAAAGUACAAGAAGCACAGCAAUAUGAAAUACGAAAUGAGGUUGAUCGGAUUCUUAAAAAGGCGAACUUCAAUUGGAAACCAUUGGAAAUAACCUCAAAAGAAGCUGCUGCCGCGUAUUCGUUAGCACGAUUGGCACCUAAUUACGCAGAAAUCUCGAGAUGUCUCGAAGAAUUCAACAGUAUUCCAGAUUUUCAACCAGAGACUAUUCUAGAUUAUGGUAGUGGAUCGGGUGCAGGGUUUUGGGCGGCGACUAGUCGGUGGGAUAAUGUUAAAGAGAUCACUAUGGUUGAUUUGUCUGAUGCGAUUAUGAAGUUUUCAAUGGAUUCUUUGAGAAAAAAUCACAAUCCAGCUGAUGGAAUAGACAAUGGAAGACCAUUUGUUCAUGACAAUAUUAACUUCCGACGUCAUUUGAUUCCAUCUCUAAAUACCACGUAUGACGUCGUGAUAGCUCAUCGAGUUCUUUGUGAAAUUGGUUCCUCCGAGACCCGUCUUCAAUUGAUCGAGUCACUCUGGAAAAGAACAAAUCGAUUUUUGGUUCUAAUUGAAUCAUCACAAUCUGGAGCGUUCGGUGGAAUUUUGGAGGCGAGAGACUUCAUUUUAUCGCAAGGAACACUUGUAGAUUAUCGGAAACUUCUGAAAACACUAGAUGAAAAAGUGAUGUUGUCUCCAAAAGUUGUUCGAAUUGUCGAGGAUUAUAAUCUCAGUGAUUAUGAGAAGUUCGUGUUAUUGAAUGAAUCAGUACCACCUGGAGAAGUUGUACCAACUAUGCUUCCAACAGGAACAGUUAUGGCACCGUGCCCACACGAUUUGGGUUGUCCACUAGGAGUGCAUAGUUCUUGUACAUUCAGUUCGAGAUUUCAGCCGAUUCGAGCCGAUGGGAAAAGAUCGGAAAAAGAAUCUGACGGUACUGAAGUUUCCAAAUUUACUUUCAUGAUUAUCGAGAAGUCAGCACGAAAAGUCAACGAGCACACUGAACGGAUUCUGAAAAAUCGGAAGCUAGGUGGACAUGUGACAUGCGACGUUUGUACCGCCUUCCGUGGAAUUCAACGUGUUACGCUGUCGAAAAAACAUGGAGAAAUGUACACAGCGAUACGCAGUCGACGAGACGGAGACGUUCUACCGAUCAACCUACGAACAAUGACCUCUUCUGGAAUUUUCGACGUUGAUAAUUAA
Molecule: messenger RNA, 1632 nt
Organism: Caenorhabditis remanei
Lineage: Eukaryota; Metazoa; Nematoda; Chromadorea; Rhabditida; Rhabditidae
Exons: 5
Coding region: 1-1632 (543 amino acids)
Biological process (GO): translation
Cellular component (GO): mitochondrial small ribosomal subunit
Molecular function (GO): structural constituent of ribosome; methyltransferase activity
Source: RefSeq, a predicted model, not a curated record